AUGUCUUAUGGCUACGGGGGGUCAAGCUCACGCAAUGUUGAUUUGGGCAAAUCAGAGACCGACCUCGCAAUCAACAUCCGAAAAGCAACAAGCAUAGAAGAGACUGCGCCCAAACGCAAACACGUCCGAGCAUGCAUUGUCUACACAUGGGACCAUAAAUCGUCCCAGUCGUUCUGGGCGGGCAUGAAAGUGCAACCCAUCCUCGCCGAUGAAGUGCAGACGUUCAAAGCUUUGAUUACCGUACAUAAAGUCCUCCAGGAAGGGCACCCAAUUGCAGUGAAGGAAGCGCAGGCGAAUAUAAAUUGGCUGGAAAGCCUAACAAGAGGUGUUACCGGAGAAGGACUUCGAGGAUAUGGACCUCUGCUACGAGAUUACGUCUACUUCCUCUUAGCCAAAUUGGCGUUCCACAGGCAGCAUCCCGAAUUCAAUGGGCUUUUUGAAUAUGAGGAGUACAUCAGCCUGAAGUCGAUCAAUGACCCCAACGAAGGAUAUGAGACAAUCACAGACCUUAUGACUCUUCAAGACCAGAUCGAUACCUUCCAGAAACUCAUCUUUGCCCAUUUCAGAGGCGGUGCCAACAACGAAUGCAGAAUUUCAGCGCUGGUUCCUUUGGUGCAAGAAAGUUAUGGCAUCUACAAAUUCGUCACAAGCAUGCUGCGAGCAAUGCAUACUACUACUGGAGAUGACGAGGCCCUAGAACCUUUGCGCUCGAGAUACGAUACACAACAUUACCGUCUUCUAAAAUUCUACUACGAAUGCUCAAAUCUCCGAUAUUUGACUAGCCUAAUCCAAGUACCCAAGCUACCGCAGGAACCACCUAGUCUCUUCGGCGAAGAUGAGGAUCGGCCGGCUUUACCACGCCGGCCAGCGAAAGAAGUGGAGAAGAAAGAGGAGCCAGCCCCCCCGAGAUCGCCUCCUCCCGGUAAUGCUCCGGACCCUGAACCAAUCAAUGAGUUCUGGAAGAACGAACAGCGAAGGCAGCAAGAGGAAUACGAUGCUGAGCAACGACGAUUACAGGAUCAAUGGAAUCAACAACAAUAUCAGCAACAAUUGGCGCAGCAACAAGCAGAGCGUGACUUUGAAGAGCAGCGACGGUUGCAAGAGGAGCAGCAACGGCUCGCUCAAGAGCAGCUAAUGAGAGAACAGUAUCAAGCUCAGACGCACGGCCGAAUGGCUGAGUUAGAACAGCAAAAUCUCAAGGCUCGUGCCCAAUACCAACAAGAUCAGUUGAUGCUAGAACAGUACGAUCGUAGGAUGAAGGAUUUAGAGAACCAGCUGAGUCAGCUAAACAACAACUUUAACCAGCAAAACUCCUCGAAAGACGACCAGAUUCGCUCGCUCCAAGAGCAAGUCAACACAUGGAGGACAAAGUACGAAGCGCUCGCCAAAUUGUACUCCCAGUUACGGCACGAACAUCUCGAGCUACUGCAGAAGUUCAAAAGCGUCCAACUCAAAGCGGCGUCAGCGCAAGAAGCGAUUGACAAGAGGGAGAAAUUAGAGCGCGAGAUCAAGACCAAGAAUCUUGAGCUAGCAGAUAUGAUUCGAGAGAGGGACAGAGCUCUUCACGAGAAGGAUCGGGUUACAGGGGGCAACAGAGAGGAAGUGGAGAAGCUUAAGCGCGAGCUUCGAUUUGCCCUCGAGAAGGCAGACAACGCGGAACGUGCCAAAGGUUCCGAGCUGUCUUCGAUGCUGGCAAAGUACAACCGGGAAAUGGCUGACCUCGAGGAAGCUUUGCGGAACAAGACUCGAUCUUUUGAUGAUAUUCACUCGAAGUAUGGAGAGCGGGACGGGGAUCUCGAGCGGAGCCUUCGUGAAAAAGAAGAGGAGCUCGAGAUCUACAAGUCGGGCAUGGACCAGACUCUGCUCGAGCUCAACGAACUGAGGAUGAAUGGCGGAGAUACAGACAAAGCUCUUGAUGAGCAAAUCGACCAGGUCCUUUUGGGCAACAUCCAAAAGAUCAACGACAUAAUCGACUCCGUGCUACAAAGUGGAGUUCAGCGUGUCGAUGACGCUCUCUAUGAGCUCGACUCGUCAAUGCAAGCAGGAAACCAAAACGCCUCGGCUCCAUAUGUCCUCUCUCAAAUCGAGAAAGCAUCCGCCAGUGCUACUGAAUUUUCAACAGCGUUCAACAAUUUCAUCGCUGAUGGGCCCAAUAGCCCUCAUGCUGACAUUAUCCGUACUGUGAGCGUAUUUGCCGGCUCAAUAGCAGACGUGCUCAGCAAUACGAAAGGGCUCACCCGUUUUGCCACCGAGGAGAAGAAAGCCGACCAGCUCACAAAUGCUGGCCGCCAGUCUGCCCAGUCUACAGUGAAAUUUUUCCGUGCGCUCCAGUCAUUCCGUUUGGAAGGCUUAGAAGCUACCCAGAGGACCGACGUCGUUAUCAACAACAACCACGAAGUACUGAUGAACCUUCAAAAGCUCUCUAAGCUUGCAGACGCUUUCGCUCCCAACUCCGGGAAAAUCACAAACGCAAAGGGCGACCUUGGAGAUCUAGUAGAUACAGAAAUGACGAAUGCCGCGAAGGCUAUUGAUGCCGCUGCAGAACGUUUGAACAAGCUCAUCAACAAGUCUAGAGAAGGCUACAGCACUUACGAGCUCCGAAUCCACGAUAGCAUCCUCCAAGCUGCGAUAGCAGUCACCAAUGCCAUCGCUCAGCUGAUCAAAGCCGCCACUGCUUCCCAGCAGGAAAUUGUCAAGGAGGGCCGCGGCUCCUCUUCGCGAACAGCUUUCUACAAAAAGCAUAAUCGGUGGACGGAGGGGCUCAUCAGCGCCGCGAAGGCUGUUGCUUCGUCCACCAAUACACUCAUCGAGACGGCGGAUGGUGUUAUCAGCAACCGGAACAGCCCAGAGCAACUCAUUGUCGCCAGUAAUGACGUAGCAGCUUCUACUGCACAACUUGUGGCGGCGAGUAGAGUUAAGGCAAAUUUCGGCAGCAGGACGCAGGAUCGACUUGAAGAAGCCAGCAAGGCAGUCGGCAGAGCAUGUAGAAGUUUAGUCAAACAGGUACAAGACAUCAUUAGUCAAAGAAACAGGGAAGAGGGAGAGGACGUGGACUACGCGGCUUUGAGUGGACACGAGUUCAAGGUCAGAGAGAUGGAACAGCAGGUUGAGAUUUUGCAACUGGAGAAUAAUCUUGCACAGGCUAGGCAGAGACUGGGUGAGAUGAGAAAGAUUUCUUAUCAGGAGGACUAG
Molecule: messenger RNA, 3192 nt
Organism: Letharia columbiana
Lineage: Eukaryota; Fungi; Ascomycota; Lecanoromycetes; Lecanorales; Parmeliaceae
Exons: 12
Coding region: 1-3192 (1063 amino acids)
Biological process (GO): endocytosis; actin filament organization; clathrin coat assembly
Cellular component (GO): actin cortical patch; clathrin-coated vesicle
Molecular function (GO): clathrin light chain binding; clathrin-cargo adaptor activity; phosphatidylinositol-3,4-bisphosphate binding
Source: RefSeq, a predicted model, not a curated record